This is a messenger RNA of Caenorhabditis sp. 36 PRJEB53466, 1164 nucleotides long. The record is from the annotation of a GenBank genome assembly. NCBI's taxonomy places the organism in Eukaryota, Metazoa, Nematoda, Chromadorea, Rhabditida, Rhabditidae.
AUGUUUGUGGACGAUCUGAAGACGGCGCGGAACAUCAGUUUGGCACUGCUGCUCUGCACCAUCCAGCUCAUCGUGAUCGCCGCGUUCGGAGCAAGUGAGUUGCGGUAGUCUCGGACGGGUGGUCCGUUCGUUGGCGUGACGGUGAACGUGUACUUGCAGGAUGGACGUCCGGCAACAACGGGCUGUACACCCUGCUCGGACUCUACAAACUUCCGGGCGUCUCCCCGCCCUACUCGACCAUCAUCCCCUAUCCGUCGUACGCCCCGUGGUGGUACGGGCUCACGGCGAUCCUCAUGUACCUCGUGCUGGUCCUUUCGUUCCUCUACAUCCUCUGGACAAUCGCACAAAUGUAAAUCCAGAGCUGAGCAAAAGGCCUCGACUUUUGACCCACAUGCAAUUAUCUAAUCGGGCCCAAACCUUGCAGGCCUCUUGGACUUGGAUUGGAUUAUAUUGGGUCUACGUUUCAGACAUAUCGGAUUGUCCGGUCCUGAGAUAUAAGGGUUUUUGCGAAAAGUGCGAUCUUUUCGGCUCACAUCCACACAUCUCGGGACCAGAUAAUACGAUCGGUCUGAAAUUUGGACUCAAAAUACUUCAACCCAAGUCCGAGAAGCCUGCAAAGUUUGGGACCGAUCGGAUAAGUACAACUGGGCCAAAAACGUCCAGAUAUUUGAAAAGCCUGGGCGAACUCUGAAUUCAAGAGCGCAUUGCAGAGCGCUUCCGAGUCGCAUCACGAUAGAUCUCAAAAUGAUAGUUUUCAUCGAUGUCGUCUUUGCCGGAAUCAUCACAAUAAUGCUGCUCUUCGCCUAUUGCUUCUUCGCCGGAGGAUUCGGAGGAACGCCUUAUAAGGGAUUGGUGAGUUACGCGCAAAGGGACAUGGCCUAACGUGUUUUUGUGAAAAAUUCAUAAUUUUGCGCUCAAGUUAAUCCAAAACGGGCGGAAUUUAUUGAGAAAUUAGUCCGAAAUGAUCGAUUAAAGUUUGAAACCGAAAAUUCUUGAAUUUCAGAAUUUUCGCUGUUCGAGAACUUACAAAAACUGUUUUUUCGAAAGAUUACCGAAAACUUUAAUUUGCAGGGCUACGGCUACUGCUUCUGGCUGGCCGUCGUCUCUUCGCUCGCCUCCUUCUCCGUCGUCGUCAUUUCGGGUCUGAGUUGGUUCAGAAACUAG